GGGAGAAGUAUUGAAGAUGGUGAUGAAGAAAGAAAUCAAAGAAUGAGAAUAAUGUCCUUAGUUCUUUCUUUCCGUCUUUCUGCACUAUAUAUAUAUAUGCAAAACAACUACUACGUACUUUAAUCUUCCUUAGACAAAAAUAUGCCACACCUUGGGCGACAAUUUUGGUGUGCCGAAUGCUCUUGGGAAACGGACAUCCCGACCACAUACGACCACAUUUCGCCGGCCGCUAUAACCACCUGCCCACGGUGCUCCGCCACCCGAAUUUUUAAUCGGAGAGUGGUAGCGGUUCCGGCAUAUGAUGAGGAGUCUACGAGCCAACCUAGGAGCAGACCGGAACUGUCGAUCCUAGCGUUGUUGUUAGCAAUGGCUUUAUAUGAUAGAGAAUUAUUAAGCAAUCAAUUGACGGAGGGAAGUGAGACGGCAGCCGUAGCAGAUGCAAUUAUUGACAGAAUCCCGACGGUGACGGUCACCGCAUCUCACCUGAAAGACGAUGAUUCCAACGCCUGUUCUGUUUGCAAGGAAGAGUUCCAGGUCGGGGACGACGCCAGGGAGUUGCCCUGCAAACACCUAUACCACUCCGAUUGCAUUCUCCCCUGGUUGAGGAUUAAAAAUUCCUGCCCCCUCUGCCGCCGUGAGCUUCCCCUUCCUCCGCCGGGAACACAGGAGGAAGCGGCCGCAGCAGUAGUGGAUGAACAAUCUGAAGAAGAAGCUGAAUUAGAAGAUUCCGCAGCAGAAUUAGAACCGCAAUCGGAGAUAACUAGCCGCCGUGUACUGCCACCAGAAGAAGCUGAAUUAGAAGUCGUGGAAGAGCAAUUUGGGAGUAGAAGCCGCCGUGUGCAGCCGCCGCUCUCGGGGGGAAUACGGGAAGAAGAAUCUCAAAGGCAGGAGAAGAGUAGUGUUCGGACGAGGACGGCCGCCGUACCUAAUUUAUGCUUGGGCCUCGCCGUGGCUUUCUCUACAACCAUUGUAAUUCUCAUCAAAGUGUACAAUCAUUUUCAUUUUGAUCCAGUUUGACUUUGACUUCGAAUUCUCGAAAAAAUUAAACAAAUACAAAAUCACACUAUUCAACUCGAUUCGAUUCGUUUACAAUCCUAAUUGGAAAUGUGCACUUAUCCGUCAAACACCC
This is a messenger RNA of Cuscuta epithymum, 1129 nucleotides long. The record is from the annotation of a GenBank genome assembly. NCBI's taxonomy places the organism in Eukaryota, Viridiplantae, Streptophyta, Magnoliopsida, Solanales, Convolvulaceae.